UUGGCCGGGUCCUAUUUGAUUCGCGAACACAAUGGACAGUCAGAGCACUAAAUGAAAAAUGGAUGUCAGAACCUGGUAGAUGUAAGGAUCUACUAAACUGCUAUAGGAUCACAGAAUCGGCAUUUUUGUGAUGGUCUGAAUGAUACGAGUUUGCAGCGGUGCCUCUGUUUUGCGAUUUUGCAUUUAGAAGAGUUGGGAAAACUCUCCGAUAACUAUGACAGCAACUAUUCAUCAAAACAUUUGUGGUGUACAUCUACAACUUCAUCAUGGUAAAUAAACCAACCGUUUUUGUGGAUUAUUCAACGAGGCUUCAGCAGCGCAUUUGCAAGUUGUAUUAACUACAAGCAUUCGUGUGAAAUAAAAAAGCGUGCAUUCCAGUCACAACGUCACGGGCAACUACGGCACAUUCGCCGGCAUGGUGCGCAUUCUCAACUGCCUUUUUCUGGGCUACUUGACAUGGAACCUCCGGAUAUCUGAUGCGCAGGGAGAGUACUGCCACGGCUGGCUGGACGGCCAUGGAAAUUACCACGAAGGCUUUCAGUGUCCUGAAGACUUCGACACGAUGGACGCGACAGUGUGUUGCGGGACAUGCUCGCUUCGGUACUGCUGCGCGGCCGUGGACGCACGGCUAGACCAGGGGAGUUGCACCAAUGACAGGGAAGUGGAGAACACCGAAUUCGCAGCUCAGCCCAUCUACGUGCCCUUCCUGAUGGUGGGCUCCAUCUUCGUGGCGUUUGUGGUGGUGGGCUCGCUGGUGGCCGUCUACUGCUGCACGUGCCUGCGGCCCAAGCAGCCGGCGCAGCCGCCCAUGCGCUUCUCGCUGCGCAGCUGCCAGGGCGAGACCAUCCCCAUGAUCCUGACGCCGGCGCCGCCCUCGCUGCGCACGCCCUCGCGCCAGUCCAGCACGGCCACCACCAGCUCCAGCUCGGCGGGCGGCGCCACCACCACGGGCACGGGCAGCGGCGGCUCGCUGCGGCGCUUCUCGCUGGGCCGGGGCGGCGGCGACGGCCUGCAGGUGCCCAUGCAGGUGCAGCUGGCCGUGCCCAUGCAGGCGGCGCCCGCCGCGCACCUCCUGAUGCCCUCGGGCCCCGGCGGCGCCCUCUCCUCGUCUUCCUCCUGCUCCUCCUCCAUGACGCCCCUUCCUCCUCCGCCUCCUCUGCCGCAGGUCACCCAGCCGGCGCUGCCGCCCCCUCCGCCGCCUCCCUACACCUCCCCCGCGGCGUGUCUCCACGGCAACCUGUCGCACUCCCGUGGGCCUCCUCCUCCUCCCCCACACCCUCACUCCCACGCCCACGCCCACUCCCAUGCCCACGCUCAUGCCCACACCUCGCUGCAGCUGCACCACGCGCCCCAGGGCUCGGGCUUCCUGCUGCCCCAGCAGUACUUCUUCCCCAUGCAGACUGAGCCCUUCGGCACGGCCAAGGGCUUCGCCGACUUCGGCCAGAGCUGACUGGUCCUGGACACCCUCUGAACCCCAUCGCCCACCCAGGGAGAAGAGUGUGUGUCGGUGGAUGUGUGUGUAUGUGACAGAGGGGUGGGGACGGGUGGUGGUGUUGGUGUUAGUAAAGCGUAGGAGCUCACACAGUGGUGCCCUUGGUUGGUUGUAGAAUCACACCAGGGAGGACGUGUGUGAGUCUGAUGGGGUUGCCUGGCGUGCCUUUGCUGCGAUUCCGUGAGAACCUUCCGGAAUGUGUCGAAGCGAGGGAGACAGAGGAAGCGACGGACCCAGCUGUGAAGGCUUUUCUCUAGACCCUAACACAGGGACACGGGUCCCCUCCGAGCACGCCAGGCCAGCGAUGGGAGUUUUAUGUGAGGACAAAAUAUGCACUUUUAUAAGCAGUCGUUAUGUUCCCCUGUUGUUUUUCUCACUGACCUGCCAACGUAUCAGGACACAUUUUGUCAAGGUUGUUCAGACAGACAACUAAUCAGACAUUUCCAAACCAAGACUGAAAAGACAGCUGUUGGCAGUUUGUUUUGGACACGUUCAUAUCGUCCAAUGGCAUUAAAAAAAAGAGGAAGCAACCAGGGAUUUUUUAAAAACUGUAUUUUGACAAUCUCAAGGCCCCUCUAAAAGAGGGAACAGAAAGAACUUUUUUACUUUUGGAUUAAAUGUCACUGAAUUGUGUAGCUGUGUACGGUCCCAGGUGAGCCGAUAAGGAUCAGCCGUGUCCAUACGUUACAUAACAUAUACAUCCAUUCCUUCAGGGCUAAAAUGUCAAACGAGUAGACGAUUCGUAUUUUUUUAAGGGGUUGUAAAUUGAUGAUGAGGUCUAUUUUGGGAAAAUAAAUUAGACGUUUUUUUUUAAGAUGAAUAUGUGACACACGCGUACUUAUAGUUUGUUUGAAUGAAACCCUCUGUGGCUGGAUAGCCAUGGAGCUUUUUUUUUAAAGCCACAAUAGGCCACUGCACUCAAAGCAGCCCUUUUCAACAGGGCACGGAACCACAUCCGGAUCACAGCAAGAGCCACAGAGUCACAGUGCCUAGACGAGGCACAGAAGAAUGUGUUUACUUUUUUUUAUUAUUAUUGUAUUGUCUCUGUACAAAAUUCCAUGUUUGUCACAAGUGACUGAUAGUGCCGAUUUGUAUCAGCUGUGCCAGUGCUUGAUCAGAAAGGGCUUAUUUAAUGGUCAUUGACCAACACAACCCUAUAAGUUGAGCAAACCCUUAACCUCCUCAGUAACAACAUCCACUUUACUGUCUUAUUUACAA
This is a messenger RNA of Sardina pilchardus (European sardine), 2710 nucleotides long. RefSeq names its product shisa family member 3 (gene shisa3). The record is from RefSeq and is a predicted model, not a curated record. The transcript has 2 exons. NCBI's taxonomy places the organism in Eukaryota, Metazoa, Chordata, Actinopteri, Clupeiformes, Clupeidae. Bases 416 to 1450 code for a protein of 344 amino acids.